Molecule: messenger RNA, 408 nt
Organism: Solanum verrucosum
Lineage: Eukaryota; Viridiplantae; Streptophyta; Magnoliopsida; Solanales; Solanaceae
Product: water stress-inducible protein Rab21-like
Exons: 2
Coding region: 1-408 (135 amino acids)
Biological process (GO): response to water
Source: RefSeq, a predicted model, not a curated record
AUGGCACAACAUGUUACUAACGAAGACCAAAUGCAGCAGCUAAGUGGUGAACAUGGAAUUACUCAAGGUGGUGCUAUGGGUGUUGCCCCUACCGCCGGUACUCAUGAUGAUACUAUGAAGAAAGAGCAUGAGGGACAACAACACCUUCAUCGUUCUGGUAGCUCUAGUUCUAGCUCUUCGGAGGAUGAUGGUGAAGGUGGUCGGAGGAAGAAGAAGGGUAUAACUGAGAAGAUUAAGGAGACAUUGACCGGAGCCGGAGGUACUACUCAUGACGAUAAGAAGGAAAUAGGUCAUGAUCAACAUCAGACUUCACAAACGUCAACUACUACUGCAUCAGUUGAAAAUGAAAGAGACGAUAAGAAAGGAAUGAUGGACAAAAUCAAGGACAAGAUCCCUGGCAUGCAUUGA